This is a messenger RNA of Cuscuta campestris, 1294 nucleotides long. The record is from the annotation of a GenBank genome assembly. Lineage: Eukaryota; Viridiplantae; Streptophyta; Magnoliopsida; Solanales; Convolvulaceae.
CUUUCAACUCAAUUUCAAAAUUUGGGUCUUUGGGGGGAAGGAAGAUUGGCUGCAAUGUCAGUCAAUCGGAGAAGGAGCAAAGGAGGAGAGAAUCGGUUUUAUUGUCCGCCAGCAUUGAGGCGGCAGCAGCAGCAAAGGCAGGCGGCGGCUCACAAUUCGAAAUAUGAUCAGAGAACUGGAGAGUCUGAAGAUGCAGCAUCCACUACAUCAACUACGGCCAUGCCUACCUCAAGCCCAUCGUUUUCCACGAAUUUGGAUCGGUUUUUAGAGUAUACAACCCCUAAAGUACCUGCUCAGACGCACACGAGAUGUUGGAGAUAUCAGGACAGUGAUUUCGGCCCCUACUUCAUUUUGGAUGAUCUUUGGGAAUCUUUUAAGGAGUGGAGUGCGUAUGGAGCAGGAGUUCCUCUUGUUUUGAACGAGAGUGAUUCUGUAGUCCAAUAUUAUGUCCCAUACUUGUCUGGGAUGCAACUGUAUGUUGGCAAAUCCAGGAAACCAAGUGAGGGAAGUGAUGGCGACAGUUAUAGGGAGACAACUUGUGAAUAUGUGGGAAAGCAGAAUCAACAGAAUACUAUUGCAACUGGAAAUGGAUUUAAAAGACCGUCGUUAACAAAUGAUGCAUCCUUGAAUGAGACAAGUAAUCCACCUGGUCUGCUUACAUUUCAAUUCUUGGAACAAAAUCCUCCACAGAAUCGUCAACCAUUGACUGAAAAGAUCAUAAAUCUUGCAUCUCAAUUUCCUGAGCUGAGGACAUAUAGGAGUUGUGACCUGACACCAGCAAGUUGGAUUUCUGUUGCUUGGUACCCAAUAUACCGGAUACCCAUAGGCCCAACACUGCAGAACCUUGAUGCUUGCUUCUUGACAUUUCAUUAUCUUUCAUCUCCACUUAACAGUAACAUCAUGGGGAUGCGUGAUAGUCAACAUCAUGGCAGCAUGCCCAUCAAGCUCUCACUUCCAUGUUUUGGGCUCGCAUUUUACAAGUUGAAAGUUUCUGUCUGGGCUCCAAUUGACGAAGAUGAAUCUCAAAAGGUCAGCUCUCUCUUACGAGCUGCUGACAAUUGGCUCCGAUGGUUGCAAGUCGACCACCCAGAUUACAGGUUCUUUCUUUCACGCAGUGCAUACUUUAGGUGAACCUUCCGACAUAAAUCAACACGACUGAAGUGAACUACUCCAUUAUUUCCGGUCUGCCUGCUCAUUGACUGAAGCCCUAUACUACUACUAUAAUAUAUGUGAGAUUGCCAUAAUGGCUCGUGCUUUCUAGUUUCUCUGGCCCAAAUUAACAAUGCGGUAUUUU